Molecule: messenger RNA, 2094 nt
Organism: Dictyostelium discoideum AX4
Lineage: Eukaryota; Evosea; Eumycetozoa; Dictyosteliales; Dictyosteliaceae
Exons: 1
Coding region: 1-2094 (697 amino acids)
Source: RefSeq, a predicted model, not a curated record
AUGGAAAAUAAUAAUAAUAAUAAUAGUGGCUCUAAAAAUAGUGAUGGUUCUUCUUUUUCCACUAUAAAUAACAAUAAUAAUAAUAAUAAUAAUAAUAAUAGUAAUACUACUAAUAGUAAUAAUAAUAAUAAUUCUAAUAAUAAUCAUCCCAAUUAUUAUAAUGGCCCUCCAAAUUAUGGCAGCACAAAUAACAGUUUUGAUGAUUACGAUAAAAUAUCUCAGUCAAAUCACUUAAACAACAACAAUAAUAAUAUACAUUCCAAUAAUAAUAAUAAUAAUAACAAUAGCAAUAGUAAUAGUAAUAAUAAUAACAAUAGUAAUAAUAAUGGUAAUAAUAAUAAUGGUAAUAAUAAUAAUGGUAAUAAUAAUAAUGGCAAUAAUAAUAAUAAUGGCAAUAAUAAUAAUGGCAAUAAUAAUAAUAAUGGAAAUAAUAAUGGUAAUAAUAAUAAUGGCCAUGUAAAUAAUAAUAAUAAUAAUAAUAAUAAUAAUAAUAAUAAUAAUAAUAAUAAUAAUAAUAAUAAUAAUAAUAAUAAUAAUAAUAACAAUAACAAUAAUAAUAUUAAUAAUAAUAAUAAUAAUAAUAAUAAUAAUAAUAAUAAUAAUAAUAAUAAUAAAAAUCCAAGUUUUUUUAAUCCAAAUGAUAUUGGUUUAUCCAAUUCAAAUAUAUCACCACCGAUACCAUCAAAUAUGAAUGAUCAUUUAAAUAAUGGCUCAAAUGUACAGCAAUCUUUAACCGAGCAAUUAAUUCAACCACCAUUAAAUACACUUUCAUCUGCUACCUCUUCUCCAAAACUUUAUAAUCAUUUCCCUCAUUCUUUACCACCAAAUCAACAACAACAGCAACAGCAACAAACACCACCAACACCUCAACAACAACAGUCAUUACUAUCACCACCACCACUGCCACCACCACCACCAUCAUCAUCCAAUUCUCAUCCAACACCAAAUUCAUUAACAAGUUCAAAUACCACCACCACUACUACUGCAAUAGCAAAUGGUAACAAAAUGUCAGUUGCAGAAUUUACUUCAAAUCAAAAUUUAACAAUUCAAUUACAUUUAUAUCAUCAACAAUUGGAACAACAACAUCAAAGAAUGGCAUUUCUGGAACAACUAAUUCAACAACAACAAAUUGCAUUAAAUAUAAUAUGUCCACACCUUUUUCAAGUUAAUAUGUAUCAAUUGAUUCAGAAUGAUUUACAAAAUCAUAUGACUUUACAACAACAUCAACAAUAUUCACAACAUCAACAACAUUUACAACAACAACAUAGUCAUAUGAAUUUACAACAACAACAACAACAUCCACAACAUCCACAACAUCAACAACAUCAACAACAUCAACAACAUCAUCAUCAACAGCAUCAACAACAGCCUCCACAUCCAAACUCACACCCACAACAUCCAAAUCAAAAUCCACACCAAAAUCCACAAAUCCAUCAUUCACCAGCAUAUCACCUACAACAACAGCAACAGCAACAACAACAGCAACAACAACAACAACACCAUCACCACCACCAACAACACCAAAAUACUCACCCUCAAAAUCCACAGCAUUCUCAACUUCAACAUCAAAAUAUUCCACAUCAACAACUACAACUACAACAACACCACCAACAACACCACCAACAACAACACCAACAACACCAACAACAACACCAACAACAACAACAACAACCAACACCACAUCAUAUAUUUUUACAAAUGCAACAAAUACAACAACAACAGCAACAACAAAAUCAUCAACAUCCAAAUCAAAUGGUACAUCAUCAGCAAAUGCCAAAUAAUAUGAAUUCAAUGUCAAUGAAUCAUCAAUCACCUCAAAACAUACAUGAUCAUCAACAACAACAAUUAAAAUUUGAUGACAAAGAAAGAAACCUUUUAUCAAAUUCAUCAUCAUCAAAGGUAAAUACUGAACAACUUGAAUCACCACCUUCAUCAUCAUCAUCAUCAACAACAACCACAACAACAACCACAACACCAUCAUCUCACAAAGUUAGAAAAACUAUAUCCAAACCUGAUUCAAAACCUAGUAGUGAAUUGGAUCAAGAAACUGGAAAGAAAAAAAAAUCCUCAAAAACUAAAAAAGUGACAAAAUAA